Molecule: messenger RNA, 5579 nt
Organism: Lutzomyia longipalpis
Lineage: Eukaryota; Metazoa; Arthropoda; Insecta; Diptera; Psychodidae
Gene: bsk
Product: stress-activated protein kinase JNK
Exons: 8
Coding region: 775-1905 (376 amino acids)
Biological process (GO): JNK cascade; protein phosphorylation
Cellular component (GO): nucleus; cytoplasm
Molecular function (GO): JUN kinase activity; ATP binding
Source: RefSeq, a predicted model, not a curated record
AGGAUUGACUUUAGUGGUGGAAAUUGUGUGCGAAAAGCGUCGUCGCUCCAGUGAAUUUGUAAUUUUUACAUCACCAUCCCUUAUUCAAUGCUGCGGAAUUUACCGCCUUCAUUGAGUUAAGAAAUUCCGCAAAAUCAAUGCUAAAUUUCUUCUGAGAAUUUGUGUGUGGGAUGUGAUUCGUUUUUUUUUUCGUGAAAUAAACUUUGGUGCAAAGUUUAUGGUGCAUAGCAAUAUAUAGAAUAUACAUACAUACAUAUAUGUAGAUAAGCUCUUGUGAGAGACAUCCUUUUGAGUGAAUAAAAGUUUCACUGAAACUGCAAUAAUUUAGAGUGAGCGUGCCGAAAGGAGGACAAUACUUGAGAAAAAAAUCCAUAAACUAUUGAGUUCAACCCCUUUCAACCACAUUAUAUACAUAUUUAUUUAUGUAUGGAAUGUAAAGUGAAAUACUAUAAAAAAAACUUCAAACAAUGUGCCAUAGAAAAAUAUUUUACAUUGAUUAGCUUUCAGUGAGAGAUGAGAAUAUCUUUAGUUUGUUGGUAAUUCUGUACGUGGAACCUAUGUAGUUUGUGCCUUCGUGUGACUACCAAGGGUUUUACAAAGUACUCUAUAUAGUAUAGAGUUUAUUAGAAGCCAGCAUUAACUACCUACUUCCACCCCCUACCAUUGAGAGUAAACAGUGUCACUCAAAGCAUUAAGACGAUACUAUGGGAUAUAGCACAUUAUGACAAUAAUAAGAUUUAAUAUCGAAUCAGCAUUGUACUUCGUGACUUCAGCAUGAGCUCUCGUCACGCCCUCUACACCGUCGAGGUGGGUGAUACCAAAUUCACGAUCCUGAAGAGAUAUCAAAAUUUAAAGCCCAUAGGUUCAGGAGCCCAGGGUAUAGUUUGUGCUGCUUAUGAUACAGUGACCCAGCAGAAUGUGGCGAUUAAGAAGCUGUCGAGACCAUUUCAGAACGUCACGCACGCCAAACGAGCCUACAGGGAGUUCAAACUUAUGAAAUUAGUCAAUCACAAAAAUAUCAUUGGACUGCUAAAUGCAUUCACGCCACAGCGUACACUCGAGGAAUUUCAGGAUGUCUACUUGGUCAUGGAACUUAUGGAUGCAAAUCUAUGCCAAGUCAUCCAAAUGGACUUGGACCAUGAGCGAAUGUCAUAUCUACUGUACCAAAUGUUGUGCGGGAUAAAGCAUCUCCACUCGGCGGGAAUAAUACACAGAGACUUGAAGCCAUCCAAUAUUGUGGUCAAGUCAGACUGCACGCUUAAGAUCCUAGAUUUUGGACUAGCCCGCACGGCUGGUACAACCUUCAUGAUGACACCAUAUGUCGUCACGAGGUACUACAGAGCACCAGAAGUGAUUCUUGGUAUGGGAUACCAUGAGAAUGUGGACAUUUGGUCCGUUGGCUGCAUUAUGGGGGAAAUGAUUCGUGGUGGGGUUUUGUUCCCCGGAACAGAUCACAUUGAUCAAUGGAAUAAGAUCAUUGAACAACUGGGUACACCAUCAGCAUCAUUUAUGGCACGUUUGCAACCGACUGUUCGCAACUACGUGGAGAAUAGACCACGCUAUACUGGCUACCAAUUUGACAAGCUCUUCCCGGAUGUCCUCUUUCCGAGUGACUCCAGCGAGCAUAGUCGUCUAAGGGCGAGCCAGGCACGUGAUCUCCUCAGCAGGAUGCUUGUCGUCGAUCCGGAGCACCGGAUUUCGGUUGAUCAAGCCUUAGUCCAUAGUUACAUUAAUGUCUGGUAUGAUGAGAGUGAGGUGAAUGCGCCGGCACCAGGUCCAUAUGACCACAGUGUUGAUGAGCGAGAGCACACAGUUGAGCAAUGGAAGGAGCUCAUCUAUCAAGAGGUAAUGGAAUACGAAGCGCGCAGUAAUAAUGCAGACACUACCGAUGGUAAUCCGCGGUAGAGGGAACUACAAACAAAAGAGCGACACAGUGACGCCCCUGUCCGUGCCCUCUAGCAAUAGUAAUAAAAGAUUUAAGUGUACAUAAUAAGUUUUUGAUUAUUGAAUAGAAAUCAAGAAUGGAAAGCACACACUGAUGGGGUUUACAAGGACGAGACGGUUCUGGUUAAAAGGAAAAACUUAACACGUGCGCAUUGUGCUACUGUAGGUAUUUAAAAAGAAAAAUUUAACGGAAAAGAAGCAGCAAAGUCACUCAAAAAUGUAAAAAAAAAAUAAAGAAACUUAAAAUUUACAUUGAAAAUAAAAGGACGUGCCGAAGCGCUUUAGUUAUGGUUGAGUAAAAAAAUACGCAAUGGUUUCACGAACUAAGGCACGACCAGAACUAGAGGAAAGAGGCACGUUGAUGAGAGAAAAAAAACUCUGCAACAGAGAAUGUUUAAAACUAAAAAAAAAAACAAAUAAUAAAGGAAUCAGAUAGUAAUAAAUAGAAUACCAAUAGUAAAAAAAAACAUAAAGAGUAUACUUUUUCCGGUGAAAUGGGGAUAAAUUUAAUUUUUUGGUUUUUAUCAGUGCAAUAGAAAAGGUGAAAAAAAAUGAUUAGCAUUAGCACACAGUUUGUAUUGAUGAAAAAAAUAAUUAUAAAUGUGAUUUUAUAGUGCAACAGUGAUUAUAGUAAGAAAUUAGAAGGAUUUAUCCGCGAGAAAUCCAACAAAAAACAACUUUUAAUAAAAUCUAUAAAAAAUGAAAAAACUUUCCCAAAUUAGAGCAAAAAACUUACACUGUAAAUUCCAUAUACAGUAAAACAAUUUCAAAAAAUCUUUUCAUAAGAAUGUGAAACACAAAUGGAUACAAUGAUGAAACAUGUCCUAUUUACGGAGAAGAAAAGGAUACAUUGUGGCAUUUCUGCUGAUGGGAAUUUUUAUUGAUUAGUAGUUUGAAAGGAUUUGGGUUUUGAAUGCACAAAAUCAGUCUGGAAUUUUGUAUUAAUUUCAUUGCAAAAAAAAAACAAACUUUGUGAGGUUAUGUCUUGUGAUUUUAAUGUUUCAAGGGAUUUGCUGUUAAACCUGUUAAACCAAAAUUAUUUUUGAGCGUUUAAUGGCUUCUAAAAGCGUCUGAUUCUAAAAGACUGAAUUUCUGAGGUAAUUCAAGAAAGCAAAAAGAGAAAAAAUAUAAAAAAAGAUUUAAUUUAUGGUCGCUCGUGUCAUUGUCUUUUUUCAAAUGAAACAUACACAGGAAAUAUUUAUUCUUGUUGAGGAUCCAAAAUCAGUCAAAAAUCGACAAAUAUAUUCACGUUUUUCCAUUGAGAUCAAUUGAGAAAAAUUCAGUGAAUAUUUGUUUAAAAAUGCAUGAAAAACAUUCAUGAAACAUACGUGCUGAUGUUUCAUCGGUGACGCAUUUUUGAAACAUUUUUAAGAUCGUUCUACAAGAUCAUGUUUGUUUCUUAGAGCUAAAAUGACACGAAUGACCAUGAUUAGGCAUCUUCAAUAAGAGAAUAAAAUUAAAGUCUUACAAACAAGAUGACGCCAAUAAAACAUAACCUCAGAAAUGAAAUUUUCUCAAUGAAUUUUGCAAAGUUCCAGCAUUUUUGAUUAAGUCGAUUAGAUAGAUAAGGCCAAUACGACAAUCAAGCGUCCACAAAACAAACUUCAAUGGCCAAGGGAAUUUAAUUUAAUUCAUGCAGAGAGAAUGAGAAAAAAAAGCAACCUAACCUGAAGAAAUUCCUAACCUCAAAAAUUCAAAGAAAGAAUAUUCAAAUUUUACAAGGAACAUAAUGAUGGCAAAAGAAAGUCUCCAAAAUGAAUCCCAAAAAAAAUCUUAAGAGAAAGGAAAAAUAAAUGUAAAAAGCAAGAAUAUAAAGAUUUGCAAAAAAGAAGAAAAAAUAGUCAACUUAACUGUUGUUUUAGAUGUUUUUGUAGAAGAGACUCAUGACAAAAGAACGAGUGAAAGAAAAACUGCGUCUCCGGACAGAGACUAAAACUGGAUUUAUAAAUUAAAUAAAUUAUACAAUAUAUUAAUAAUUUUUAAAUAUUUGUAGCCAUAGUGUAGGUCAUAAUAAACUUAUACAUAAAGGGGAUGAGAAAAGUGAGAAGGAAAUAUUGACUAGCCACAUACAAUAAAUUUAAAAAAAAAAUGAAAAAUUUAGCAAGAGAAAUCAUAAACAGGCGUCUCUGUUUCUUCAUAACUUAUAUUGGACAUUUUAGGUAAUGUACACAACAAAUUUGGUGUGUAUGUUCUUUAUUUUUGUGAGUAUAUAUACAUUUAGAAUAUGUGUUUAUAUAACUUCUUUGAGAAGUUUCCGCGAAAAGAAAAAAAUGUUUUACGAAAGACACGCAAAGUUUUUCAAAAAUAAAAAUAAUAAAAAAAUUAUAAAUAAUUUCAUUGAAUCUCAAAAUGAAAUCCUUUUAAAAAUUCUUUUAAAAAUCCCUUUUCUUUAAUAUCUGUUAAUUUUUAAUAAUUAAUUUUAUCAAAGCUUGUUUUAAAGUCAAAAAUAAUCUUUGAUAAAUUGAAAAAAAAAAAAAAAAACAAAUAAAAAUUAACAGAAAAUUUAAAUUCACAAAAAUAGUAAAAAUUAUUUUUGGAAAGAAAGUAUAAUUUCAAAAUAUAAAAUCAGUGAGGAAUCUAUAGAGGUGAACCUGCUGUAAGUAUAGUAAAACUUUAAAUGAAGAAAAAAUGGCAAAAAUUCUAAUUGCAUUUACACCUAAACUGCUUAAACUUACACAACAUAAUGUGAAUUCGUUUUUUUUUUAUUACAAAAUCAACAAAAAAUAAUGAUAGAAAAUAGAAUAAAAAUGAAUUUUUAGUUUUUGAAAUCGGAAGGUUUUCUCUAAAAUAAAAUAUAAAAAAAAUUUUACUGCAAAGUCUUCCUGCCCCCCAUGAAGAAUUUUACGUUAAAAUUCAAAGUAAAAAAAAUCCGCAAGAUCGGUCAAUAUAACUAAGAAAAAAAAAUAGAGAAAACAAUAAAAUAAAAAAAUAUAAAAUUAUCUUAAUAUGAAAAAUAAAUCACAAGAGAUUAUAGUGAAGAGAAAAAAAAUCAAUGACAACAGUCAACUUAAAUAGCGUGAAAAAAAAUGAGAAAAAAAAGAUUUAUAUAAAGGAAACAUAAAAAUAUUUAAUAAACGUCCAAUUAUAGAAAAGAAUAAAGGAAAAGAAAAAAAAGCUUCAUCCAUAGACAUUAUAUUGGAGAGAAUGAUGUAAUAAAAGAAAGAAAACUGAACAAAAAAAAAUAAAUUGCAAAUUUGAAAUAACAAGUAUUUUUAAAUAUUCAGCUGAUUAAUAAAGAAAAAUUUUUAAAAAAAAUCCUUAAUAAAACUUAGCAAAGGUAAAACUCUUUCACAAAAACUAUUCCCUUUUUCCUAUAUAACUUUUCAUUUUCUCUUUCAUUAAAUUUUCCCUUCUAUUAAAAGUCUGUUUUUGUGUAGAUCCGAAAAUGAAAUUUUUGAGAUUUUUAAAAAUGUAGAAGAGCAUUUUUGUUUUUAGUUUUCUUUUCCAUAGAACCGAGAGAUGUUUUCCAUUUAGAAAUUUUCAAAGUUCUAUUUUAGAGUCACUACUUUUAAAUAAAUAAAACUGUAAUUAUGAUUAAAAAAUUUACAAAUCUAAGAGAGAUGGUGAAAAAAACCGUGAAAGAAUACUUGAGAUUGUAUGUGAAUAAAUAAAAAGAAUGAAAACUUGGAGAUAAA